Molecule: messenger RNA, 968 nt
Organism: Acaulospora colombiana
Lineage: Eukaryota; Fungi; Glomeromycota; Glomeromycetes; Diversisporales; Acaulosporaceae
Source: the annotation of a GenBank genome assembly
UUGACAAAAGAUCUCAGAUUAUUCAUUUCCCUCAAACAUGGUUUAACGAACCUUCGGGUAGUAUUUCGAAUACGCUCGGAGAACAAGUGUAUCUGUAUAAUGUAACAGAGCUUCCAGCAAUACAAUACGAGUUUAAAGGCGAAACAGCCAGAGAGAAAUUUAUCAGAGAACGAAGACGUAAUUCUAUAAAAAAGGGAUUUCUUCACGCUUGGCGUGGUUAUACCAAGUAUGCAUGGGGUUAUGAUGAGUUAAUGCCAGUAACAAACAAGAGUCGAAAUAGUUAUAACGGAUGGGGCGCGACGAUUAUAGACUCACUGGACACUUUGUGGAUAAUGAAUUUGACAAAAGAGUUUGAACAGGCGAAAGAAUUCGUGAGAACGGUGAACUUUACAACUAGCGAGAACGAUAUUAGUGUUUUCGAGACCACAAUUAGAUACCUAGGUGGACUAUUGAGUGCCUAUGAAUUCUCUAGAGAUUCGAUAUUUUUAGAAAAAGCAUUAGAGUUAGGAACUGCUUUGUUACCAAGUUUUAACAGUCCCUCUGGAUUACCUUAUAACACUUGGAAUCUCACUAGGGGAAGAACAGAGCCAAACUUCCCACAACUUAGCCCGGGAAUAUUAUCUCAGGCUGGAACUUUGCAAUUGGAAUUUAUGAAAUUAGCACAACUUUCGGGAAAUAGUGAAUUUUUCUACAAAGUGUGUUUUGUUCCUGGGAUGUUAGCGAUAGGUGCCAAAGUGCUUAACCGUCCCGAAGAUCUCAAGGUCGCCAAGAGGCUAGUGGAGACAUGCUAUUGGUCAUAUGAUGCGACACAUACCGGAAUAGGAGCCGAGUCAAUAUGGUUUAUUUCAGCAAACAAUACAUUAAAUGAAAAAGAGAAACAAUGGAUAGAAUCUGUACACAAAAAAAAUGGUGUUCCUAGUGGUUUAAUGAGAAUUGGUCCCGAGUAUUACCUGAGACCAGGUAAUUGA